CUCCAACCUCACUCGCCGCCACGAUGCUUAUACAUAUACCAUCACACACAAAACGAUUUGCACUGAGUUAGGGCAUAAUAACAACUCGGUCUCUUUGUUUUUCACGCCCUCUCUCUCUCUCUCUCACAGUCGAAGCUUCAAAUCUCUCGCCUUUGUUUAACCAUGUCGACUGUGAGCAUUCCGACCGUGAUCAUUCCUUCACCUCGCAUGUUCAAAAGUGCACCCCCAGCGACAUCCUGUGCCUUGAUAAAGAGUCCAUGGUCUUUGGGUUCUGUGAAGAGUGUUUCUAAAGCAUUUGGCUUGAAGUCUUCUUCCUCCUUCAGAGUAUCCGCAAUGGCAACGUACAAAGUGAAACUGAUUGGACCGGAAGGCGAAGAGAACGAGUUUGAUGCCCCCGAUGAUGCGUACAUCCUCGACUCAGCCGAAGCUGCAGGACUAGACUUGCCCUACUCUUGCAGGGCUGGUGCCUGCUCUACAUGUGCCGGUCAUAUGGCGAUGGGAACAGUGGACCAAUCGGAUCAGUCUUUCCUGGACGAGAAACAGAUAGAGAGUGGAUACUUGCUGACUUGUGUCUCAUACCCAACUUCCGACUGUGUGAUUCACACCCAUAAGGAAGGUGAACUCUACUGAGUGAUGAAAUGGGAUAAACACCCGUCGCUAGAUUGGAGUAAACAGGGUGAGUUGAACUGAUUGCUACAUUUUCAAGAUGACGAUGACAGACGAUAACGACAACCAUCUAAUUGCUACAUUUUGACCUGGAAAGGGCACUUAUCUAGUUUGUUUAGAAUCGCUGGUGAUUGUCUUAAAUUUCAGAACAAAAAUGCUGUUUUUGAUGAAAUUGGACUUUAUUACUCUUA
This is a messenger RNA of Cornus florida, 857 nucleotides long. Its product is annotated as ferredoxin, root R-B1-like. The record is from RefSeq and is a predicted model, not a curated record. The transcript is spliced from 3 exons. Lineage: Eukaryota; Viridiplantae; Streptophyta; Magnoliopsida; Cornales; Cornaceae. Bases 163 to 630 code for a protein of 155 amino acids. Gene Ontology annotation, biological process: electron transport chain. Gene Ontology annotation, molecular function: electron transfer activity; 2 iron, 2 sulfur cluster binding. Gene Ontology annotation, cellular component: plastid.